Molecule: messenger RNA, 2577 nt
Organism: Carassius auratus (goldfish)
Lineage: Eukaryota; Metazoa; Chordata; Actinopteri; Cypriniformes; Cyprinidae
Product: extracellular calcium-sensing receptor-like
Exons: 6
Coding region: 1-2577 (858 amino acids)
Biological process (GO): G protein-coupled receptor signaling pathway
Cellular component (GO): plasma membrane
Molecular function (GO): G protein-coupled receptor activity
Source: RefSeq, a predicted model, not a curated record
AUGAGGAUUACUUUAAACAUCUGUCUCUAUCUUUCCUGUACUUUUGUCUCUUCUGCUUUAAUUUCAGACUCCUGUCAAAUUCAGGGACACUUCAAGCUGAACGGGAUGUACCAGGGUGGAGAUUUUAUCUUUGGAGGCUUGUUUGAAGUUCAGCACCUCAAAGUCUUUCCAGAACUUAGUUUCAGAAUGGAACCGGAACAGCCCAAGUGUGAGGAAUUCUAUAUGUCAAGUUUCCAGCAGGCACAAACAAUGGUUUUCGCUGUUGAUGAGAUCAAUAAGAAUCCACACCUGUUGCCUAACAUCACGCUUGGUUAUCAUCUUUAUGACAACUGUUUGAAGCUUGUAGUGGCAUUCCGGGCUGCUACAACUCUUAUUAGUGGCACAACAAAUACAUUUUCAAACCUGAAUUGCUCUGGCCCACCACCAGUGAUUGCUAUUGUUGGGGAUCCUGGGUCCACUCACUCCAUUGCAGUUUCUAGUGUACUUGGUCUUUUUCGCAUUCCAAUGAUUAGCUACUAUGCCACCUGCUCCUGUUUGAGUGACAGGAAAAAGUACCCCUCUUUCUUCAGAACAAUCCCCAGUGAUGCCUUCCAGGUGCGGGCUAUGGUUCAGAUCUUAAAAUAUUUUGGAUGGACAUGGGUUGGGGUUCUUUAUAGUGAUGAUGAUUAUGGAAUCUAUGCUGCUCAGUCUUUCCAUCAUGAAAUGCAGAAAUUUGGAGGGUGUGUGGCCUUUUCUGAAAUAAUUCCCUAUGAUAAUCACAGGGACAUUCAGCGCAUAGUGGCAGUGAUUAAAGCCUCUACAGCCAGAGUAGUGGUGGCAUUCUCAACUGAUCUGUUACCCCUGAUGGACGAAUUGUUACUGCAAAAUGUGACAGGCAGGCAGUGGAUUGCAAGUGAGGCUUGGACCACCUCACCUGUGCUCCACCUUCCACGUUUUGUACCCCUUGUUGGGGGCACACUGGGCAUUGCCAUCCGUCGAGGAGAGAUCCAGGGACUUAAUGACUUUCUUCUAUGUCUACAACCUGACAACGAUCCAAGAAAUAAUUUGGUGAGAAUCUUCUGGGAGAACAUGUUUGGGUGCAGUUUUGAGAAUGGAAGUAGAGAUGGGGAAAAAAUGUGUACAGCGGAAGAGGAUUUGAACAGCACAGUUCAUGAAUAUAAUGAUGUAUCAGAGCUGAGGGCCUCUUAUAAUGUGUAUAAAGCAGUUUAUGCCCUGGCACAUGCACUUCAUGACCUGAUGCAGUGUGAGGAGGGGAGAGGACCAUUCAAUGGGAACAGAUGUGCUGACAUAUCCAACCUACAGCCAUGGCAGAUGGUUCACUACCUACAGAAAGUGAACUUCACCACAGGUUUUGGGGAUCGUGUGUCAUUUGAUAAGAAUGGAGAUGCACUGGCCAUCUAUGAUGUGAUGAACUGGCAGCCGAGUUCUGAUGGAUCGAUUGUUGUCCGCACAGUUGGUGUGGUAGAUGAAGGGGCGACAACAGGGAAAGUGCUCACACUGGAUGACGAUGCAUUAUACUGGAACUCUAAGACAAAAAAACCCCCACGGUCUGUGUGCAGUGAGAGUUGCCCCCCAGGAACCAGACGAGCCAUGAGGAAGGGCUUUCCUGUCUGCUGUUUUGAUUGCUUGCCCUGUGCAGAUGGAGAGAUAUCUAAUGUAUCAGAUUCUGCUGAAUGCACAGUGUGUCCAAAUGAAUUCUGGUCCAGUCCAGAAAAAAAUCACUGUGUCCCUAAAGAAGUAGAGUUUCUGUCUUAUGAGGAUCCUCUGGGAGUCUCGCUUACUACUGCUUCCCUGCUUGGCACCUGCUUCUGUUCCCUUGUGAUGGUCAUCUUUGCUCAUUACCGUAAUACUCCUGUGGUACGCUCCAACAAUUCAGAGCUCAGCUUCCUGCUGCUGUUGUCACUCAAACUGUGUUUUCUGUGUGUGCUGCUGUUCAUUGGCAGGCCACAGUUGUGGACUUGUCAACUAAGACACGCCAUGUUUGGUAUUAGUUUUGUACUUUGUGUCUCGAGCAUCCUGGUCAAGACAAUGGUGGUAAUAGCUGUGUUCAAGUCAUCUCGACCAGAGGGUACAAGUACAAUGAAAUGGUUUGGAGCAGCUCAACAAAGAGGCACCGUCCUAGUUCUCACUGCUGUCCAGGUUGUGAUAUGUGCAGUGUGGCUAUCAACUGCCUCUCCAACACCCCAUAAAAACAUUCAGUAUAUCAGAUCUAAAAUAGUAUUUGAAUGUGCCAUUGGUUCAGUGGCUGGGUUUGCCAUUCUGCUUGGGUACAUUGGCCUCCUGGCAGCAGUAAGCUUCCUGUUAGCUUUUCUUGCUAGAAAUCUUCCAGAUAAUUUUAAUGAAGCCAAAUUCAUUACCUUUAGUAUGCUUAUAUUCUGUGCUGUGUGGAUUGCAUUUGUUCCAGCAUAUGUGAGCUCACCAGGGAAAUAUGCAGUGGCUGUGGAGAUAUUUGCUAUUUUAGCUUCUAGUUUUGGAUUACUGGUGGCCAUAUUUGCCCCAAAGUGCUAUAUCAUCCUUUUACACCCUGAAAGAAACACUAAAAAAGCCAUCAUGGGAAGAAAAGCUGAAAAGAAAUAA